CGCACACAUUCGUGUACCGUUUCCGAUUUUUCGUUCCUCCAAUUUCAUUCUCUCUCUCUUUAAGAAAAAUUCCUUGUUUUUGAUCCGAGAAUCGAAGUCGCCCUCGAAUCAAGAUUAAAACCUCGUUUAGUUCUCAAUUUCAGUUCUGUGGAUCCGUGCGUGACCUCAAGUUUUUUUUUUUUUUCUGUCUCGAAAUUCAGAAUCGUAGAGGUGUUGAAAGUUGAAACCUUUUUUUUGGUUUGCUUGGUUAAUGGGUUUCUUCAAACUUGAUCGAUAAUUGGAUUUGAAUCAAGGGUUUUAGUGUUCUUGCUUUGUGUAUUCGUUUGGCAAUUUGGGAUAAUGAAUGGUUUGCAAGAAGUUUGUUCGUCAAGUGGGUCGGUGAUGAUCGGACUACCAGCUGAAGAAGACGAAAACGCCGCACAUUCGUCGGAGGAUUCAUCUUGCCCCGACGAGUCAGUGUCAGAGACAGAGCUCGACCUAGCUUUGGGUCUUAGCAUUGGUCGUCGGAAGGUUCGAUCGUCUUUGUCUUCCUCGUCUUCUUCUCUGACCAGGGAAAGUGGGACCAAACGCUCUGCUGAUUCUUCUCCGGCUGCCGCCUCAAACGCAACCAGACAAGUUGCUGUAGGUUGGCCGCCUCUACGGACUUACAGAAUCAACAGUUUGGUCAAUCAAGCAAAGUCUUUAGCUACGGAAGGCGGCUUGAGUUCUGGCAUUCAAAAGGAGACUACAAAAAGUGUAGUGGUUGCUGCUAAGAACGAUGAUGCUUGCUUUAUCAAAUCGUCCAGGACUUCUAUGCUUGUGAAGGUGACAAUGGACGGAGUUAUAAUUGGAAGGAAGGUUGAUCUCAAUGCUCUGGAUUCUUAUGCAGCCUUAGAGAAAACUUUGGAUCUAAUGUUUUUCCAGAUUCCUUCUCCUGUAACAAGAUCCAACACACAAGGAUACAAGACAAUUAAGGAAACAUGUACUUCGAAAUUACUGGAUGGCUCAUCGGAAUAUAUCAUAACAUAUCAAGAUAAAGACGGAGAUUGGAUGCUUGUAGGAGAUGUUCCUUGGCAGAUGUUCCUCGGGUCUGUGACAAGACUGAGAAUCAUGAAGACAUCAAUUGGAGCUGGAGUAGGUAAGUAGAGAGUCCUAUAUAGCAAAAACAGUUUACAUCUCUUUGGUCUGUAACUCAUAUAUCACAUUCACAUAUAUACAUGUGCAUAUGUUUAUACAUGAGUGUACAUAUGUCUUGUGGUCGUUUGUGAAUAUCAAACAACAGCUUAACCUUGUCUUUAAAGAUCUUUGUAUAUUUAGGGUUUUUCACUC
Molecule: messenger RNA, 1308 nt
Organism: Arabidopsis thaliana (thale cress)
Lineage: Eukaryota; Viridiplantae; Streptophyta; Magnoliopsida; Brassicales; Brassicaceae
Gene: IAA10
Product: indoleacetic acid-induced protein 10
Exons: 4
Coding region: 340-1125 (261 amino acids)
Biological process (GO): regulation of DNA-templated transcription
Cellular component (GO): nucleus
Source: RefSeq, marked reviewed